AUUACCCCUCUUUUAAGCAAUCGUGAUCGUAAUCUAAAAUAAUCUAGGGUUCGAAUUUCCCCCCCAAUUCACUGUUUCCAAUCCAUGGGAGGCGGAGCUAUGAGAGCUGUGGCGAAGAUGGCGGGGAUCACAGCCGCUAGCGGCGGCAUGCUCAGCGUCACGGCGGAGCACUAUUCCGCCACCCGGAAGUCUGCGUCAGCCCGUCCCUUGGCGCCAGCAUCAGAGGAAAUGAAGCUGGUGGCCAGGCCGUGCUUGGAAUUGGAUGAUUGGGUGUUCCCUGAUGCGCUGGAGGCCGGAGGUCACCGGAUGCCUAGGGUUGUUUUUAGCGGCACGCCGACGAUUAAGGAAGCGGAAGAGGCCACUUCUGAACUCUCAGCCGCACUUGAAAAGACCUAUCUGUCGACUCCAAACUCGGUUGGAAAUGAUGAUUCAGAGACCAAAGCAUGCAUCACUAGUCAGCAUGCUGUUGCCCCUUCUGUUCCAGCCCCUGCUAUCAUGGCCUUCAGGUUCCUGCAUGAGAACUCAAUGGCCAAGAAUGUUGUUGCUUCUAUUGCCUGUGAUCAAAAUGUUUGGAAAGCAGUAUUGCAAAACGAAGAUCUUCAGCAGUUUCUGCAGUCGCACACACCAUGUGACUCUCGGCCAGACUGGACGGAGCCAGUUGCAGAUUAUGAUGGUGUGGAUCAGAACUCUUCAACGGGAUCAGAAGCCAACUAUGAUGCGAAAAGCUCCACAGGGUCAUCUGAGCACUCAGAAUAUGAGUUUGCAGGGGGAUUUAUCGAUAUAAUUGAGAAGGUGAAAAGUAGUGUGACUGAUAUGGUGAGUAACUUGUCCGGUUACCUGCAGAAUCUAUUUGGAGUGAAGGGUGGCGCAGAUGGUACAACAAGAGUAAAUGCAGAUGCUGUCAUGCAAACAUCAUUCAUGGGAUUGGCUGUGAUGGCCAUACUUGUGAUCUUGCUGAAGCGAACCGAACGAGCAUAAAUUAGUCGAAGUGAACUUAAUCCAAAAAUCUAAGUUGUGUAAAAUGAAUUUCAAAGGGAGUUUGAUCGUUUUCGGGAUGAUGAUGAUGAUGAAUUAGAUAUAGUGGCUUCUUAUUUCUCUUUUGGUUCGACAUUCUUAUUACUGAUGUACACAAUUGUCUAUAUACUCAUGCACCAGGUUUUGCACUGAA
Messenger RNA from Salvia hispanica, 1168 nucleotides. RefSeq lists its product as uncharacterized. The record is from RefSeq and is a predicted model, not a curated record. NCBI's taxonomy places the organism in Eukaryota, Viridiplantae, Streptophyta, Magnoliopsida, Lamiales, Lamiaceae.